Callorhinchus milii (elephant shark) is the source of this 6825-nucleotide messenger RNA. RefSeq names its product family with sequence similarity 135 member A (gene fam135a). Lineage: Eukaryota; Metazoa; Chordata; Chondrichthyes; Chimaeriformes; Callorhinchidae. Bases 243 to 4781 code for a protein of 1512 amino acids. The record is from RefSeq and is a predicted model, not a curated record. The transcript has 22 exons.
CCCGAACACAUGUGGAGGCCCGAGCGGCUGUAGAGGGAGAGGCCGAGGCUGUCACUGGUGAAGGAGGUUCAUCAUCAGCAGCAGCUGCUGCCGCUGUUGUUUGCAAUGUACUUAUGACAGCAGCCAUGAAGCACAGGAAAGAGAAGUCUUGCUGGUUGUUAACAUGAUGCAGUGGAAAAUGUCUUAACCUGAGGUAGCGAUGGUUAUUCCUUAAACAAAAGUUGAUUCUUUCGACAAUAAAGAUGUCAGAGGUACAAGCAACUGUGGAAUUCUCAGUGGAGUUACAUAAGUUCUACAAUGUGGAUCUCUUUCAGAGGGGGUUUUACCAGAUUCGUGCCACGAUGAAAUUGCCGCCCAGGGUUCCACACAAGUUGGAGGCCAGCCUACUGAAUCCAGCAGGUUCUGAUCUUGCCUUCCCCCCUUCUGUCCACGAUUGCACAGCGUGCAGCAAAACCUUUCAGAUUCUUUAUAAAAAUGAAGAGAUUGUUGUCAAUGACGUCUUGCUCUUCAAAGUUAAAAUAUUGCUCGAUGGCAAGAAGAUUGAAGAUUCCCUCAAUGAAAUGGAUUUCCAGUUAACUUUAGAUCUCAAUUUUACUGACAAAGAUUUUACAUCCGAUGACCUGAAUUCUCUGCAGCUGAUCAGUAGUCGGACCUUGAAACUGCACUUUAGUUUACAUCGUGGACUUCAUCACCACGUCAAUGUCAUGUUUGAUUAUUUCCACCUUUCUGUUGUAUCUCUCACGAUUCACGCCUCAUUGGUUGCCCUUCACCAACCUCUGAUAAGCUUUCCUCGUCCAAUGAAGAGCACUUGGCUGAACAGAAACGCACCAGCCCAGAACAAGGAUUAUGUAAUUCCUUCUCUUGAAAGUGUGGUGUUUGGCAGCACCUACACCAAGCAGCUGUCGACUGAUGGAAGCAAUUUUGUGGUGCCAGAGAGCUGCGUACAACAUGCCUACAGUUUCCAUCACAAUCUGUGUGUAAACUUGCUGCUAGCUUACAAGGGCCUCUUUAAUUACUUCACCAUGGUGACAAAAGAACUUCCCACAUCUCGCAGAAUGGAACUGGCCAUGACCAACAUGCAGGUCCUUUAUGAACGACUUCUCAGAAGAGACUAUCCAAGAACCCAAAGAGACGUCUUAAUAGAGGAGAUUAAUGUUGAUGGCCGACUUGCGGAACUUUGUGAGCAGAUAAAGCUGAGAGUGGAAACCCCUGAUGAGCUGGCGGAGCUUGUGAACAUGGAUCUGGCUCAGCUUUGCUCUCUGCUGAUGGCUCUCUGGGCUCAGUUCAUAGAGAUCGUGUCGCUGCAAGGAGAAAUUAUUGCCCUGUUAGCAAAGGAACACCAUACACUUCGAGUAAGAAGAUUUUCAGAAGCUUUUUUUUGCAUGGAACAUCCGAGGCAAGCCGCUCUGGCGUAUCAGGAACUGCAUGCACAAAGUCACGGACAGAUGGCUGCAGCUUUGAAGAAUUCUGCCUAUUUCAAUAUCCUUCCACCUCUCCCCGUGGAAUGUGCUGAAUUGGAUGGAGACGUCAACUCACUGCCCAUCAUCUUUGAAGACAGAUACCUGGAUUCUGUACUGGAAGACUUGGAUGUUCCCUGGAGUGGUGUUCAGAAUGUAAGAAGAUCGUCCAUUUCUACCAAAGCGGAGAAGUCUGACUCAAGAGAAAGUAGCGUGCUAGGCUUGUCCAGCCCUGAUUUGAAAAGUAGACCUCCUAACGUCUCCAGCAUUAAGCAGAGUGAGAGUGAGAAGCAGCAGGCGAAACAGCACAAAGCGAAGGCUGAAGAACACAACAGAUCCAAAGUCAAGGUGACCAAAGUCAAGAAAACCAUGAAGCCUGAGAACUGCAAAAAACUGGUGAAGCAGACCUCAAAGGACUCCGUGAUUUUGGUGGGUUACAAGUGCUUGAAAAAUAUAAGCUUGGGAGACGUGAGUAAUUAUGCAGAAUGCGGACCUUCGAUGUGUCCUGACGAUGGGCAGGUCCCCACCAACUCAGGAGCUGAGACUCGAUCAAAGGUCAUCUCUCGGCAGUCAAGUCAGAAUAAAGAACUCAUACCUCUACUGUCAAGUACAGAAAAAAACUUAGAGUCCACAAGAGCUAAAUGUCUUGAGGAAUUUGAUGGCAUCGUUGAUAUGGAAAAUGUAGAAUGUCCUAUAAACGUGUCGUUUGGUCUGUUCCAGGCAGGCACUGGAACUCUGGCUGAUUGCAUAGGUCCUGCUGAAUGUUCGUCUGAUGGUUUCAGUAGCCAACAAACGACACCAGUAUCGGGAGUCAAACAUAUUGAAGUUCAACCAAGAAGUAAAGACCUUUAUGAAGGGGAAAAAGUAACCGUAAUUAUGGCCUCCAAAGCUCCCGCUAAAGAUGGAGCACCUCAGGACAGUCAUCAGUCUCCUGAAGCACAGCAUUUGGAUUCUGGAAUCUAUUCUACACCUUUGGAAAAAGUUACACUACACAAUAUGACUGUUCAACACCCCACUACAUGUGAGCCUGCACAUCCAACAGCGUGUUCGAAAGGGGUGAAUUUGGUGAUAAGUGGAGAUACCAUUAAACUGCCUGACGUUUGCGUCACUUGUUCGUCCAGAGUUUCAGACUCGGGGAUCGAGAGUGAACCUAGUUCAUUUGCUUUUCAAACCGACGUAGACUUGGGGGCUGAGCCCGAAUCAGAGAAAGGCCCUCUCCUCAGUGAAAAGCUUUGCUCGCAGCUGCUGCUAAAACCGGAGUCGAGCUUGAAGAUUGUGAUGGACGGCCACUGUACAGAGAGCACAAGUGCCGUGAGUGAAAUACAGUCAUCAUUAACGUCUAUAAACUCCCUGCCUUCAGACGAUGAGGAGCAGCCGGUUGACAAAUGCUUGAAGGUUGCUGCUAUAGUGGCACAACAACCUAGCGAACAACAGCCCGAACUUCCUUUAGAUCAGCUAAAAACCGGCACAGUUAAUACAGCCAGUGUAAUAGUACAAAGAGAAAGUGUGAUGUUUGGAGAUAAUGCAGGGACUGUAAACUCUACUACAAUUGGUGCAAUAUCAGGGCAAGACUUCCAUAGUGACACUGACUCUGCAGUUAAACAAGAAGCCAACUGCAGCCAUCUACAGGAAGACAAUGUUUCAGUCAUUGUCGCGGAGGUUCAAGACUCCAGUGAAGUUCUCAGUUUAGAAAAAUCGACCGAUAAACAUGUAAUUCAACUGAACUCUGAAGCGAUCCAUCUCAAUGAGACAAGCUCGUCAACUUCAGAUUCAGGGCAGGUUAACACACACUACAACCCUGGCGAGGGUUCAGAAUCAUGUCCAAAGGAACUUGUGGGUGUACGUCAGCUACAGGAGGUACUGCCACUGCCCGAAGGAGAUGACACAGCGAUUACAAGCCUGUCAGCUGCCAGCAGCACCGACAUAGUCAAACAAGGAUUGGUGGAGAACUACUUUGGAUCGAGAAGCAACACAGACCUUUCUGACAUCAGUCCCGGAGGGGGUGGUACGGGCAGCUUGUCCACCAGCCCCCAAAACGAGCCUGUCACCCUCGCUGUUGCUCUUGCCCAGGAGGAGGACGACGAGGAGGAGACGGAGAUGAUAGAGAACGGCUAUUAUGAAGAGGACGAGGCUGCCUACAAUGAUGUCCACACGGUGCAACUGGAGAUGAUCAGUGGCGACCGCACUAAGGAAGGAGCGAGCCUGCCGGUGGCUUGCACUCCCAGCUGUUUAUCAUUUUCAUCAGUUGCGAAGAAUUCGCCAUCCAGUAGCGGCCUUGCCUCUGCAGCCAACCUCGAUGCCAUCACAAAGCAACCCAGCAGUGCUGUAUUCAGCUCCACUGCACCAAUCUCCUGGUACGAUGACGCUGCCCCAAAGGGACAAAUGCAGAUUUUUCUUCAGGCCAAAGAAGAGUUGAAGCAGCUGAAGUUUCCUGGUUUUAUGUACAGUGACGUGUCCGAUUUGGCCUCCACGAUCCCCUACUUCAGCAUGGAGGAAGAUGAGAAUCUGGAAGAGGGCAUCCAUUUAAUAGUCUGUGUCCAUGGAUUGGAUGGUAACAGUGCAGAUCUUCGCUUGGUUAAAACCUACAUUGAACUGGGAUUACCAGGAGUACAAAUCGAUUUCCUCAUGUCCGAGCGAAAUCAGAACGACACGUUUGCAGACUUUGAUUCCAUGACCGAUCGUCUUUUGGAUGAGAUCAUACAGUACAUUCAGAUCUACAACCUCACCAUUUCUAAAAUCAGCUUCAUAGGACAUUCUUUAGGUAAUUUAAUCAUUCGGUCAGUUCUUGCAAGGCAACGCUUUAAAUUUUACCUGAACAAGCUGCACACUUUCCUUUCGUUGUCUGGACCUCAUCUGGGUACGUUGUACAACAGCAGCGCUCUCGUCAACACAGGUCUCUGGUUUAUGCAGAAAUGGAAGAAGUCUGGAUCCUUGCUGCAGCUGACGUGCAGAGAUCACUCUGAUCCGCGACAGACUUUUCUCUAUAAACUCAGUAAAAAAGCAGGUCUUCAUUACUUCAAAAAUAUCGUGUUAGUUGGCUCUUUACAAGACCGCUAUGUCCCCUACCACUCCGCUCGCAUUGAGAUGUGCAAAACUGCUUUAAAGGACAAACAGUCAGGACCAGUGUACGCCGAGAUGAUCCAGAACCUUCUGCUGCCUGUGCUGGAGAACAAGGAAUGCAAUCUGAUCCGAUAUGACGUGAUUCACGCUUUGCCCAACACAGCAAACUCCCUCAUAGGACGAGCUGCCCACAUCGCAGUUCUGGACUCCGAAAUCUUUUUGGAGAAGUUUUUUCUGGUCGCUGGCCUUAAGUACUUUCAGUAGGAAUGCGUGCCAUAAGCUGUUACCUCGUCAUUCAACAGAAACACAACAUUGGAUCUGAGAAUAUUGCAUCUGCCUAAAGGAAAUUUAAGACUAUUUGUAUCUUUUUUGUAUUGGAAGUGAUCCUGCUACAUAAUCAGUUUUCAGGGCCAGCGAAUAGGUCUGAAUCUGUUUCUGCCUGUGGGCUUCAUAGUUGUGCAAUACCAGUUUUAUAUUUUUCUUUUGUUGUUGUUUUUACACACUCGUUUUCUCUCAUUUCAUUUUUUUUUUGUUGUUUUCCAGAGGUUUUAUUUUGCCUUUUUAAAGUAUCAAUCAAUAGGAGUUCAAAUGAUCAGGGUGCACUGUUUAUAAUUUGUUUUCUUCUUUCUGUAAAGUUAAUAUUCAAGUAGUGAGUGCGAGAGGCGAAGCAUUAAUUUAACCUGUGACCUCCCAAAGAACACACUUUCAUGUAAUCUGACUUGUUGGCUUGUUGUAAAUGACAUUGUUGGCGUGUAUUUCAACAACUGGAACCCUUUUUAAGAAAAAAAAGCUGCUAUAUAUUUAUACAUUUUUAACAUUACUAAAUCUGUAGGGAAUUUACAGAUAUUUUUCAUUUCAUGCAGUCUUUCUGAGCAGACCAAAUACUGUCUCAUUCGUCCAUUCGUACAAUAACUUGCCGCUGUCUUCUUCCUUUAAAGACAAGUUCACAAAAUAUUUGCAAUACAUUUUUGUACAGGGAUUAAAAAAAAAACACCACCCUCUUACAACCUUUACCAUAACCUGUGGAAAAUGACCUUUUCUACCGUUGAUGUGGAAAGAAUUUUUGCAAUGGGAUGUUUAGUAUUGAUGUAACCUUUAAAAUCUUCCAGUACUCUUGUCGUUGAUAGAUCGUUCGAACUUCCAUGCGAGUCCGAUAAUCUUGACGUGCUCUUGGAUUUUUAACCGCAACACGGUAUAAACUUGGAUACAAUGAGACCAGCAUUGUACAAGGCACUUCUUAACUCAGUACUUUUACAUUCUAACAGUGGUAUAUUUACAAAGAAAGUUUCAGUAACGCUGCAGUUUAAUGAACCAGGUCCAUUUAUCUGACUGCUGAAAUCGUCUUUCUAUGUCAAAUAGGUUUGUAUAUAAGCAUCCAUCGAAAACACAGUAGCCCCUUGUUGUAACUCUUUGGAAGCCAUAGAAAAAUUGUGUGGGGCCAUUUACAUGGUUUCUUUGUUUUAACAAGAUGAGUUAUACUUAGCACUGCACACUAUCACAAGCAUCUUGACUGUUGCACAGAGGGACAACUGUAUUUAGAUGGAUACAGUGAAAUAGAGUAGUGAUUUUUAAUACAAAACUAAGGAAUUGAGAUAAUUGGACAUUAUUCUAAUUUAUAAUCAGUUUUUUGGGGGCUGGAGGAGAAAUUCCCAGGGUCUUUUUUUUCCCUCAAAUUAUAAGUGGCCUGACUAAUAAUAGUUGAUAUUAACAUGGUUUUUCGGUUACUGGUGCAUAUUUGACUGUUUUAGAAUAAAAGGAGGGGGUGGGGGUGGGGCAGGCCAUGUAUUGCUGUCACGUAUGCUUUUAACAAGUUUGUAAUGCGUUUGAACCUCUGUGGAAAUCGCAACCAAAUUCUGUUGUAUAAAUCGGUGCAUGUAUCAUCCAUUUGUAACCUUGUUUUCUAACACUUAUAUAGCACAUGAGGUCAGCAAAUGUCAGGGUGCCAGUAACAGUUAAAUAUUAAGCAUAUUGUUAUAAUACUGUAUUGUGCAGAAAUUUAAAAUGUUGUACUUUUUUUUGGAACCUUCUACAUUUCUGUGAAGAUUCAGAAUCUCAGUCUAACACUACAUUUCAUUUCACAGGAACCAAAUCUUUGACACUGUGCCCAUAUGAAUGUGCUUUGGACCCGUUAUUGUGUGUAAUAAUAGGUUUGUUGGUCACAUUUAAUGGCAUUUUCUGUCCUCUCUUGGUGAACAUUGGCUGUUGCGUGUACAACUUUAAAAAAAAUGAUUUGUUUGCUGUUUUAAUGUCUAACUUUAAUCGAAAACAUCAUGUAAGGUUUCUUUAACAUUAAAUUGAGUUUUAAAAA